Messenger RNA from Seminavis robusta, 578 nucleotides. NCBI's taxonomy places the organism in Eukaryota, Bacillariophyta, Bacillariophyceae, Naviculales, Naviculaceae. The record is from the annotation of a GenBank genome assembly.
GCUCGAGCUGCACUGUUCCAAAGCCGCUCAAUCUCCUCGGCUCCCUCUCACAAUUUCAGAUUUCAGCAACUCUCGACAGCACUCAACCACAAAACACCAAACGUAAACAUGGGUCUUUUUUCCAAACUCAAAAAGAACAAGAAGCAAGCUAUGAAGCCACAGCAGUUGCUGGCAUCCAUGGAGAAGUCAGGAGAGACCUGCGCUACCAGCAUGAAUGGAAGUGGCUCCGUCCACUAUCGUGAAAAGAGAGGAGGAUCCAUUGGAAGCAGUAAUAACAGUGCAGGGUCGCUGAGUGAUGAUGAAUCUCAAGAAGAAUUCCGAAGGGAAGUUUCGCAAAUGACACCUCAAAUGAUUCUGAGACAGCUGGAAGACAUGGGCAGAGACAACUCAGCGGAUGCAAGACGAUACAUGAGCGCUCUCAAGCAAACGUCAUUGGUGGACGAAAGACUCCCCCAUGAAAUCUCAUGCUCUCGUCCGUGAUGGACACUGCAAAGCGCCAUACGCAGAUAGAAUAGACAAACGAAUUCACACUGUAAACAAUGAACUGAUAGCUAGCUUUGGAUGCAAGUCACUUUCUU